AUGGACCAUGGACAAGCGGAGACUCUACCCUGCCCUUUUUGCAGCUUCACUGAUUCCGAUGCCUACUUCUUGGCCCAGCAUGUCGAACUCUGUCAUCCGGAGAACGGCCAUUCUCCCUUCAUAGCUGACCAGGAAGGUAGCUCAGAGGCCUUGGACGGCGAAGCUGGCGCAGGGGAGUAUAUCGACUGUCCUCGUGGUUGCGGCGAAGUUGUUUUGGCUGCAGAUCUCCCAAGUCACCUAAAUCUUCAUGUUGCUGAAGAUAUAGCUUUCGAAGACGAGGAAGCAGAGGUGAGGCAAUUGGAAGAGACGCCCGCGGAAUAUCAAGACGAUUUCGAUAGAGCUAUUGAGCAUUCCGAUGGGGGGUCUUCUUUGCGUCUACACAAAGGGCUCUCCAAAGACCGCCAUCGUCAGGGGCCCAGCGGAAAGCAGGGAUAUCACGAAAAUACAUCACUCUCGACGGUCCACGGUGGAAAUGCAAAAAGAUUAGGGCGUGCAGAACUGGGCCCCCAUGCUCACGAGAAGCAGAUGCCCUCGUGGCUUCGUAAGAUGCUGGAGAAUGGGGCAAAUAUCAUUCGGAUAAACCGUAUAGGCUCGAAUGGCAUGCUUGAACGGCAUGAGGCCAUCGAGAACGAGACCCCAGGUGUUGUUCCUGUCCUUAUACAGCUCUGUCAACAAGACAAGUCUGUCCAGCGCGCUUUCUUCUGCAGCGAAAAAGUGCGGCACGUCUUCAAGAUGCGGAUGGAGGGCGGGUUUUGCGGUUACAGGAAUAUCCAAAUGCUUAUUUCGCAUGUCCAAGACGCCAAAAGACCAGGCCACGAACACUUCCCGGGAAGGCUACCGACGAUUCUCAGGCUCCAGGACCUGAUUGAACAGGCAUGGGAUAUGGGGUUCAACAGCAGCGGGAGGGUCGAGACAGGCGGUAUCAGAGGGACGAGGAAGUAUAUAGGUACCCCAGAGGCACAAGCUCUAUUCCAGAGUCUCGGGAUCAAAUGCGAAGCCAACGCUUUUCAUGAAACGAAGCAAUUACGAGCCUACGAUGCUCUUCUCAUCAAUGUGGCAGAAUAUUUUCGACAGGGUGUCUCGCUGGAAGGAAACGACAAAGUCCUCAAGACCGAUCUACCACCGAUCUAUCUCCAGCAUCCUGGGCAUUCUUUGACCAUCAUUGGUUUUGAGGUCCGGGAGGAUGGCACCGCAAAUUUGCUGGUGUUCGAUCCUAUGUUUAGGACGUCUCCUGCGAUUCAGAGGCUCAUCGGCACCUCAAUCAGGCCCUCAGCGAACCCUGCACGGUUGAUGAGAGCUUAUCGGAGAGGUACAUCUUAUUUACGGAAGUUCAAAGCGUUUGAGACCCUCAAAUUAUCGCCAAUAGAUGAGUCGGUGAAUAAAUAA
This is a messenger RNA of Paecilomyces variotii, 1386 nucleotides long. Its product is annotated as DUF1671 domain-containing protein. The record is from RefSeq and is a predicted model, not a curated record. Lineage: Eukaryota; Fungi; Ascomycota; Eurotiomycetes; Eurotiales; Thermoascaceae. Bases 1 to 1386 code for a protein of 461 amino acids. The transcript is spliced from 6 exons.